AUGAAGUUUUUGAUUUCAUUAUUUGUCUUUAUCAUUUUAUUGAUUUUUGUGUCGACUGAAGAAGAUGAAACGGAAAUGGAUACUCGAAUUACGAGUUAUUUGAAACAGUGUGGAUUUUUGAACUCAUUAAAAACAACGAAAUGUGUUUUGGUUUGUUUUUCUACUGUGAAAAUUUGUUAUAAAUCUUGUUGAGUUAUAGGCAAGUCGAAAGAUAAAAUCAGAGAGCAAAAAGAUCGCGGCGUCCAAGAAACAUGAUCUAUCAAAACUACAGGAAGCAUGCAAAUCUACGGUAUCCUGUUUACAAGAUCUCAAAUGUCGUCCAGCGGAAGAAGAUCAUAAAGAUACGAUUAAUUUUUGUUGGAGAGCUAAUUUCGAACAGCAUUUUGCAGAAUGCCGUCAGAAAUUAAGAUCGAUUGAAAAUUCAGAAGAAGGAUCGUGUUUGAAACAAAAAGCCAGAACAAAUAUCAAAGGAGAGGUAAUAUUAUUGUGAAUUAUAUUUAAAAAAAUACUUGGAUCAGAAAUUUUUAGGUAACUCAAACUGAACGAUGUAAUUGGUUACGCGAAUCAAAAACAUGUAUGCUGACAAACACUGAAAAACAAUGUGGAAAAAAUAAAUCAAAUGAUUGGCUGAGAUAUUCAAGUGAAUUAUAUACUUCAAAUGAUUGUUUGAAGUUGACUGGUUUGCAAUUUGAUUCUUCAAAACUCUAA
This is a messenger RNA of Caenorhabditis angaria, 708 nucleotides long. NCBI's taxonomy places the organism in Eukaryota, Metazoa, Nematoda, Chromadorea, Rhabditida, Rhabditidae. The record is from the annotation of a GenBank genome assembly.